Molecule: messenger RNA, 1686 nt
Organism: Bipolaris oryzae ATCC 44560
Lineage: Eukaryota; Fungi; Ascomycota; Dothideomycetes; Pleosporales; Pleosporaceae
Product: GMC oxidoreductase
Exons: 2
Coding region: 1-1686 (561 amino acids)
Molecular function (GO): flavin adenine dinucleotide binding; oxidoreductase activity, acting on CH-OH group of donors
Source: RefSeq, a predicted model, not a curated record
AUGACGAUUCAAACUUGGAACGCGGUGGUUGCGGCCGCCUUGUUGGUUGGCUCUGCCACUGCUACGCGUUGUCCUGGCGGCGAGUGGGAUGUCAUCGUUGUUGGUUCCGGACCAGCUGGUAUCGUUGCAGCAGACCGCAUGAGUGAGGCGGGAAAGAGGACUCUUCUCCUGGAGCAAGGAGGCCCAUCGUACUACAUUACUGGUGGUCGGACACGGCCGGAUUGGCUAGAGGGCACAGAACUCAGCCGUGUCGAUGUCCCAGGCUUGUACAAGACCAUUUUCUCAAACCCUGGCCAGGGCUUGGUGUGCCCAUCCAACGUUGUCAACGCAUUCCAGGGUUGCACUGUUGGCGGUAACACUGCCAUCAAUGCUGGUCUUUUCUUCCAGCCGCCUGCCAGCGAUUGGGAUAAGUACUUCCCAGAAGGCUGGAAGAACAGCGAUAUGCAAAAUGCCAUUCGAAAGGUCAGGGAAACCCAGCCAAGUACCGACAACCCUUCAUUGGACGGACAGCGAUACCUCCAGACCGGCUAUGAGGCUGCUAAGAAGUGGCUUGUUGAUGGAGCCGGAUAUGCCGACGUUGGUCUGAAUGACGGCCCUGAGGAACAUUCUAAAAACAAGGUCUUUGGUCAUCCCAUCUGGAACUAUGAGGGAGGUCAAAGGAGCGGACCAGUAAAGACAUACCUCCAGCAAGCUCUCAAGCGAUCGAACUUUGCCUUCAGGACUGGAACGAAGGUUCUGCGCGUUCGCCGUGACGGCGAUGUUGCAACCGGUGUCGAUGUUGAGAUGGGUACUAACCACACCAGCAUCUGCCUCAAGAAAGGUGGUGUAGUCAUCUCAUCAGCAGGUGCGCUCCUGAGCCCCCAGCUCCUGAUGUGGUCCGGUAUUGGCAAUGCAACUCUUUUGGAAGGCCUUGCAAAGAACGGCCAAGUCACCGUCCCCCCUCAGGACUGGAUCAACAACACCGCAGUCGGCGACAAGGUAUUCGACAACCCGAAUACCUUCAUUGAGCUCCACGACGAGUCCAUUGAGUCUUUUGUCUACGAUUACUCUAACCCGCCACCUACGGACGCUGAGAUGUACUUGAAGAACCGCUCUGGACCAUACACCUUUGCCUCGCAAACCAGUGCGUUCUGGGACUAUAUCCAGCAAGGCGAAGACCUCGUUGGUUGCCAAGGUACCAUCGACUCUUCAGGAGCUUUCGACUAUGCAAACGAUAACAGCACCAUCACCCUCAACGUCUACGGAACCUCAGGUCUUCGCUCCUUCGGUCGUGUUAGCCUCGACGAGCGGGGCAUCGCUCUGCCAUCAUCCAACUUCUUCGCUGACCCCCGCGACGUCAACGCGAUCGCGACCUUCAUUCACAACAUCUUUCAAGCCCUCCCAGAAUCUCUCACACCCCUCAACAUUGCGAAGAACUCGACAGUAGACGAGAUCGAGGCCUGGUUGAAGACUCCAAGCCAGUACACACUUGGUAACGUGCAGCACUGGAGCAGCAGCUGCAGAAUGGGCGAGUGCGUAGAUACCGAUACCAAGGUCAUUGGCAUGCAGAAUCUGUUUGUCGUAGACGCCAGUAUUGUUCCUCCUCUAACCACAAACCCCGUCAUGGGUGUUAUGAUUGCUGCCGAGAGGGCAGUAGAGAAGAUUCUUCCUCUCAUGAAGACCCCGGUUUUGGAUAUCAGCUUGUAA